Molecule: messenger RNA, 811 nt
Organism: Octopus bimaculoides (California two-spot octopus)
Lineage: Eukaryota; Metazoa; Mollusca; Cephalopoda; Octopoda; Octopodidae
Product: protein XRP2
Biological process (GO): post-Golgi vesicle-mediated transport
Cellular component (GO): cilium; periciliary membrane compartment
Molecular function (GO): GTPase activator activity
Source: RefSeq, a predicted model, not a curated record
CUAGAAUGACAUUAUGUGGUAGGUGUGAGAGGUCAGAUCUGGUCAGUUUGAAUGUAAAACAUCGUUUGACAACCAAUGCUGGUGUGUGCCCGUGGGGCAUGUCAAAGCUAGGCCGAAACAGCUGGAGAAGCGACCCAAAGUCGAUGUCAAAGAUUACACGAUAGCAAAUGUUAAAAACACAACUAUGGGCCGCAUGCCGGGGACUGUCGAUGGACAGCAGUUUAUUAUAGAAAAAUGCGAGGAUACCAAUAUUUACAUCUUUGACCAUUCAGCAUCCGUGACCAUCGAUGACUGUAUCAACUGCAGAAUAUUUCUGGGACCAGUGAAAACAAGACACCGCCAACAUAGGACGCAUCUUAGUCUUAUCAUUAAUGGUAUGAAACUGAAACAUUUCCGAAGUGCACAACUGAGCACCUUCAACAACAACUGGAGCAGUAUUUUCGAUUUCACACAAGUCGCUGGAAUGCCAAACCUAUCCCUUUUACCUGCGGACAUCAAAGUUGAAGAUUACAUUCCAUUACCAACUGUAGAACCUUUCAACAGCCUUGAAAUUGAUACAGACCCACUGCGAAGUGUCGUACCAGUUACAUUAGGCUCGCGAGAACGGUCAUCAGAAGAGUCAUGUUUGAUAGUGUUCUUCAGUGAUGGCAGUUCACAUGACCGCGCUGUGCGGUUCAUUGAGAAAAUGAAAACAGAACAUCCGGAGGUAUCAUUGCUACAGAGCAGCGAAGUUGAAAUGGAGAAAGAUGAAGUGGAACGAGUCUUUGGAAGCCUGUCUUACCAAGCUGCAGCAAAACAAGGUGAGUAUUAA